CUCCUUUGUGAUUUACAAUCAACAUCUUGGCCAACGCAAAGCUGGUCAGCAUUUCUCAGCCGCCCGAGGAAGAGAGUGUGCAUCUGGAACGAUCGGAAAACCCACACCUCAACUACCUCACCCAUGUCGCAUCUCACGUCCCCAGACUGGCACGAACUCGUCCCAUCCAUAGCUGGCUAUCCCGCGGGAAAUGGUUGCCGGUACGUCUGGCAGUUUCGAGGUCCCGCGCGCCGAGCCACAGGACAGAAGCAGAUGGUUCCGGCAGCUCCAAUCGGCACGCCAGGAGUGGCAGCUUGCUAGUUGGAGCUGGCUCAGCUGGUCGUGUGAGCACCGCACCGCUGGAACGUUAAGGUUUUGGAGAAGGCCUGCUGGUCGAUCUCGCUGUCGCGGGGCACCAGAAGCUUCGGACCCUCACGGUUCGGAACGUGGAGCUCCAAGGCCGGGUUCCUUUGCCCUUCGCGAAGCCUGCUGUUGGAUGCCUACGUCGGAUACCAAGGUAGGCAUGCCGUCUACGAUCAGUCUGUGCCUCGGAGCUCACUUGCUGCAACCCUCACCUAGCUUCUCGCGCGGCGUUAGGCUAGGAAAGAGCAAUCAUGAGUCCUCAACUUGGCAGAUCGUCGCUUCCUUGGGCAUCCCGUCGGGAAAGGAAGUCGGAGCAGAACUCGGGAGGAGCUCCGACCCGAAGCGGCCGAUCCACUG
This is a messenger RNA of Colletotrichum phormii, 699 nucleotides long. RefSeq lists its product as uncharacterized. Lineage: Eukaryota; Fungi; Ascomycota; Sordariomycetes; Glomerellales; Glomerellaceae. The coding region runs from base 124 to 300 and encodes 58 amino acids. The transcript has a single exon. The record is from RefSeq and is a predicted model, not a curated record.